AUGGCCACCGAAAGGGCAAAAUGUCAUACGGAUCACCAGUCUGGAACCCCGGUCACAGUCGUGAUGAACUCCUUCAUUGCUCUCAGCAAGAUCAACACGCGCGACGCCUCCCCCACAGUCCGCUCUUCGUUUCUCGAAAGAGAUGUCUAUUGCAGACAGCUGUCUUUUUUUGGUUACCCUCCCAUGUGUCGCUCUCGAGCCUGUAACAGGACCUCGUGGAUGCCGCAGCUGGAUCAUGAUAUCUGGUUACAAAGUUUUGCGCUGUUGUCGCUCAAAUCGUCUUUUAUGCCGUAUAAGCGCCAGAAGUUUGUGACGCGCCCGCUGAAAAGUGGGAGGUUCGACUUCGGCGCUGGUUACAGCGGACAGGCGAGGAGGGCAGUCCAGUCACCUGUUGGUGCGCGAGAGGAUUGGUGCCAUGGGUAG
Messenger RNA from Fusarium pseudograminearum CS3096, 423 nucleotides. RefSeq lists its product as uncharacterized. NCBI's taxonomy places the organism in Eukaryota, Fungi, Ascomycota, Sordariomycetes, Hypocreales, Nectriaceae. Bases 1 to 423 code for a protein of 140 amino acids. The record is from RefSeq and is a predicted model, not a curated record. The transcript has 2 exons.